UGAAGUUAUACUUCUCGAAGUUGAAGAAACCCUAUUGUGAGAGUGUGAGAGAGACAGAGAGCGCGCGCUGCAGCAGCAACCAUGGUGCACGUCUCGUUUUAUCGCAAUUAUGGGAAGACGUUCAAGAAGCCUCGUCGUCCGUACGAGAAGGAGAGGCUGGACGCGGAGCUGAAGCUGGUGGGAGAGUACGGACUCAGAUGCAAGAGGGAGUUGUGGAGGGUGCAGUACGCACUCAGCAGGAUCCGCAACAACGCCAGAACUCUCCUUACUCUCGACGAGAAGAACCCUCGCCGGAUCUUCGAAGGUGAGGCUCUCCUCCGAAGGAUGUUCCGUUACGGCCUCCUCGACGAGACUCAGAACAAGCUCGAUUACGUCCUCGCUCUCACCGUCGAGAACUUCCUCGAGCGCCGCCUCCAGACUCUCGUCUUCAAGUCCGGCAUGGCCAAGUCCAUCCACCACGCCAGGGUCCUCAUCCGCCAGCGCCACAUUAGGGUUGGAAGGCAGGUGGUGAACAUCCCAUCAUUCAUGGUUAGGGUUGAUUCCCAGAAACACAUUGACUUCUCGCUCACAAGUCCGCUCGGUGGUGGCCGUCCUGGAAGAGUGAAGCGAAGGAACCAGAGGGCUGCUGCCAAGAAGGCUUCUGGUGGAGAUGGUGAUGAGGAAGAUGAAGAUUAAACUAUAUGGAUAUAUCUCUUCUCCCUACUUAGAACUUUUUCAAGCAUUUCAUUUUCUGUUUCUCUCUAGACUUGUUAGUUUUCUGCCAUGAUUAACUCUUAUAAUUUUGCAACCUAUGUUUUUGUUUGAGGAAAAGCUUUGCUAAAAAACGUUCGGACAUUUUUUGUUUAAAAUUGUUCUUAUUUAUACAAAAUUUUGCGCCAAA
Messenger RNA from Arachis duranensis, 880 nucleotides. RefSeq names its product 40S ribosomal protein S9-2. Gene Ontology annotation, cellular component: cytosolic small ribosomal subunit. Gene Ontology annotation, molecular function: rRNA binding; structural constituent of ribosome. Bases 82 to 675 code for a protein of 197 amino acids. The transcript is spliced from 3 exons. NCBI's taxonomy places the organism in Eukaryota, Viridiplantae, Streptophyta, Magnoliopsida, Fabales, Fabaceae. The record is from RefSeq and is a predicted model, not a curated record. Gene Ontology annotation, biological process: translation; positive regulation of translational fidelity.